This is a messenger RNA of Ambispora gerdemannii, 1257 nucleotides long. The record is from the annotation of a GenBank genome assembly. Lineage: Eukaryota; Fungi; Glomeromycota; Glomeromycetes; Archaeosporales; Ambisporaceae.
AUGCCGCUAACGGAACAACUAAAACUAAUUCUAGAAAACCGUAAAAAACGGUCUCUUUUUCGAUCACUGACUGUAUCCACAUCAAACAGCAUCGACUUUUCUUCGAAUGACUUUCUCGGACUCUCGCGUAAUGCAACAUUACAUAACAAUUUCAUAGCACAACUCAUAAAUUUUCCACAGCCACCACUCGGUUCAACCGGCUCACGUCUCCUAGACGGGAACUCUUCCUUUGCCGAGUCACUCGAUAAGUUCAUUGCCGAUUUCCAUCACGCUGAAAGCGCGUUAAUGUUUGCUUCGGGGUUUGACGCGAACGUCAGUUUCUUUAGUAGUGUUCCACAACCAGGAGAUGCGAUUAUUCUCGACCAGUUCGUGCAUGCUAGUGUACAUGAUGGCGUGAGAAAUUCUCGGGCAAAAAUUGUGUUGAAUUUUUUGCAUAAUAAUUUAGAGGAUUUGACACGACAGCUGGAUAAGGCUGUGCAGACUAUCGGCGGGGAAAAGAAUAUCUUUGUUUCGGUGGAGAGUUUGUAUUCGAUGGAUGGUGAUAUCGCGCCUCUAAGAGAAAUAGUUGAAAUACUGAAAUCGUAUAAUGCUUAUUUGAUGGUUGAUGAAGCUCACGCGACAGGCGUAUACGGUGAUCAAGGACGCGGAAUAGUCUGUGAACUCGGUUUAGAAGACAAGAUAUUUGCGCGCUUACACACAUUUGGAAAAGCAAUGGCAUCUAAUGGAGCCGCUAUUCUCGGACCCAAUAUACUUCGAAUGUAUCUCAUAAAUUACGCGCGACCGUUGAUUUUCUCGACGUUUUUGCCUUAUAGUAAUUUAAUCAGCAUUAAAUGCGCGUAUAAUGUUAUUGCAAGUGAACUUGGAGAUCAGCUUCGAAUACGUUUAAAAAAUCUGAUUGCAUUGUUUCGAUCAAGUAUCAAAAUACCGCCACACAUGUUAUUACCUUCCACGAGUGCAAUCCAAGGGGUUAUUAUGCCGGGCAACGAAAAUGCCGUGAAACUAAGCAAAAUGAUCCAACAGGCCGGCUACAACGUCAAACCUAUCCGUUCGCCGACUGUCUCACCUGGAAGCGAGCGUGUUCGUAUAUGCAUACAUGCUGACAAUACCGAAGAGCAAGUACUAGGACUCGUGCGUGUUAUUGAAAGAUUCAUCGAUGAUUCAUUCUCUUCUUUUUUGUCUGGUAGUGAUGUGGAUAGCGCACAAACGUAUUCGUCAUCCUUGUCCUCUGCAACACAGAGACCGAUAUCUAAACUAUGA